This is a messenger RNA of Glarea lozoyensis ATCC 20868, 732 nucleotides long. RefSeq lists its product as uncharacterized. Lineage: Eukaryota; Fungi; Ascomycota; Leotiomycetes; Helotiales; Helotiaceae. The coding region runs from base 1 to 732 and encodes 243 amino acids. The transcript has 2 exons. The record is from RefSeq and is a predicted model, not a curated record.
AUGGCUGCCGGUCAGGUGCGAGCUGCCGACGUUGCCCUGCCCCCAGACUCAGGAUUCCUGGGAGGCCGCGGAAAGCAGAGGGGAGACUGGCAACGGCGUCCGGCGCAAAGGAGGAAGCACACAGGCGACGAAUUGAAGGCAUUCUCAGCUCAGACGCAGCCAUUUGGACACUUGAGCGAGAAGGGAAGUUUACGCAGCGAAGCCGAUGGGGUCCCCCUGCGGACGGACGUCGUGUGGGCGCACGCUUGGCCUGGCGUUGUGUGCAAAGGAGUGCAGGUGGUGAAGGGUGGUGGAGGUGCGAGGUGCGGUGCGUGGAGGUCGUGGUCGUGCGAAAUACCGUUAGACUCGCUUGGAUUGGUUAGCGUCUUGGCACUGCUGCUCCCGUUUGGCUCUGGCGCUCGAGGACGUUGCUUCGAUCAUUUCUUCCAGACCUUCUUCUGUUUCACAGCCGUUGUUCUCGUGCUCCCAUCCACAACACCACCCCUUACGCAUGUACACACACAUCACCACGCAGCACCUUCAGAGAAGACACCUGGGCACGAACGGCCAAUCUACAACUGGACCUGCGCCGCAGCCGUACAAAGCCGGGGGUUGACGCGUCCGUGCCAAAUGGCGACUGCAUCCGAUCGAAGACCAAUCAUGGCAGCAACUCGGAUUGGCUCCGCGGCCCAAACCAGACCUCCAUAUCCUAAUCGUUUAACAUGGGAAGGGUGCCACGCCGGCCGAAUUUAA